AGGCUUUUUUAAGUGCCUGGCGGUGGCAAUGGGCAUGUAGAGCCAAGGGAGACAGCUGGGGACAGGAUGGCGGUGCCUUGCAUGGAGCUGAACAACAAGAUGAAGAUGCCUGUCCUGGGCCUGGGCACCUGGCAGGCUCCUCCAGGAAAGGUGGAAGAGGUGGUGAAACACGCUAUUGAUGCUGGCUACCGCCACAUCGACUGUGCCUAUUUCUACCAGAAUGAGCAUGAAAUAGGGAAUGCAAUCAAGCAGAAGAUCAAGGAGGGGGUUGUGAAGCGGGAAGACCUCUUUAUUGUCACUAAGCUGUGGAACACAUUUCACGAGAAGUCCUUGGUAAAGGAAGGGUGCAAAAGGAGCCUUGCUGCUCUGCAACUGGACUAUGUUGACCUCUACCUAAUGCACUACCCUAUGGGAUUCAAGGCUGGUGAAGAACUGCUGCCUGAAGAUGGCAAGGGUAUGAUUAUUCCCAGUGAUACAGAUUUUCUGGACACAUGGGAGGCCAUGGAAGAGCUGGUGAACUGUGGCAAGGCAAAAGCCAUUGGAAUCUCAAACUUUAACCAUGAGCAGAUUGAAAGACUCUUGAACAAGCCAGGAUUGAAAUACAAACCUGUAGUUAACCAGAUUGAGUGUCAUCCAUACCUGACCCAGGAGAAGCUGAUCAAGUACUGUCACUCUAAAGGGAUCGCUGUGACUGCAUACAGCCCUCUGGGCUCUCCUAAUCGGCCAUGGGCCAAGCCAGGGGAACCUAUGCUACUGGAGGAUCCUAAGAUUAAAGAGAUUGCAGCAAGACAUCAUAAAACUCCUGCCCAGGUUCUGAUCCGGUUCAUUAUCCAGAGGAACUUGGCUGUCAUUCCCAAGUCUGACAAAGAGCAGCGCAUUAGGGAAAACAUGCAGGUGUUUGACUUUGAGCUGUCUGCAAAGGAGAUGGAUGUCAUCCUCAGCUUUAACAGGAACUGGAGAGCGAUUCCAGUGCCACAGUCUGCCAAUCACAAGGACUACCCAUUCAAAGCAGAGUAUUAACACCUCCAUGUACCUCCUUCCAAAUUAGAUGUCCUCUACAGCUGAGUCCUGACUUCUUCUUCUGUACUCUACAGUCAUUGAGAGCAGUUACUUGUCCUCCUUUUUCAGGAGGAUCCUGCUAGCUGGUGAAAGAACACAUCAACGGCAAUGGGUCUUUUGUUGAGAGGGUUAGCUGAAAUCUGGUUUUACUUCUUUUUUUAAAUCAACAUCUCAUUUCUGUUUUUCCUUCUCUUGCUUAACUGAAAACAUGUUUAGCAAAUGAAAAAAGCCCUUGUAAGCAACCAGAUUUUUUUUAAUGUUGUUUUCACUGCAGCAAGUCUUACUGGCUCACGAGUGGCUGUUGAGGAAUGUGGUGCUUAUUUACUUCGCUUUUUAUGUAGUUGUGAUUUUUACAGCAUGAAUAAUUAACGCUUUAAAGUUUUAUAUGAAUAAAGAUUGAAUGAAAGCAAA
Molecule: messenger RNA, 1470 nt
Organism: Coturnix japonica (Japanese quail)
Lineage: Eukaryota; Metazoa; Chordata; Aves; Galliformes; Phasianidae
Product: aldo-keto reductase family 1 member B10-like
Molecular function (GO): oxidoreductase activity
Source: RefSeq, a predicted model, not a curated record